AUGAAUGACAACGACCUUAUAUUUGCAUAUAGUCCUAAUCUUGUUUCAGCAAAUGUAUUGUUUUAUAAUUCUACAGAUAUUGCCUUUUCCCCAUAUGGAGAUUAUUGGAGACAACUGCGAAAGAUUUGUACAUUGGAGCUUCUAAGUUCAAGGCAGAUCCAAACGUUCCGAUCAAUUAGGGAAGAGGAGGCCUCAAAUAUGAUUAGAUCAAUCUCUUCACAAGAGGGUUUGGCUGUCAAUCUCAGCACCAUGAUCUCAUCGCUAGCAUUUAGCAUCGUUGCUCAGGCUGCUUAUGGUAAAAGAAGCAAAUAUCACAAUGAGUUCAUGUCAGCAAUAAAGGAUGUGACAAAGCUUAUGGGAGGUUUCAGCAUAGUAGACGUGUAUCCCUCUAUCAAAAUACUUGAAAAGAUCACUGGAAUGAGGCAUAAGCUACAGAGGACUCACAAGAUAGCUGAUAAAGCACUUGAAAACAUUCUCAAUGAGCACAGAGUCAAGAGAGCGGAAUCAAAACCCGGUAAUGGAGAAGCAAAGGAGGAUCUGGUUGAUGUUCUUCUAAGGAUUCAACAAUCUGGGGAAUUUAGUGCUCCACUUACUGAUAAUAACAUCAAAGCAGUCAUCUUUCUUGAGGUUUCUGAUAAUUCUGCUCAGGACGUGUUCAGUGGAGGGAGCGAGUCAUCAGCAACAACUUUGAUGUGGUCAGUUGCUGAAAUGAUUAACAAUCCAGAAGUACUUAAAAGAGUGCAAGAUGAGGUUCGAGAAAUCUAUGCAGACAGAGGAAACGUUGAUGAAUCUCGAAUUCAUAAAUUGAAAUACUUGCAAGCAGUCAUCAAAGAAGUUUUUCAAUUGCACCCUGCAGCUCCACUAUUAGUUCCAAGGGAAUGUAGCGAAAAAUGUGAAAUAUAUGGAUAUGAAAUACCUGUGAAAACAAGAGUCAUUAUUAAUGCCUGGGCAAUUAUGCGAGAUCCCAAGCGCUGGAUUGAACCUGAGAAAUUCUACCCAGAGCGAUUUCUUGACUCUGAAAUUGAUUUCAGGGGACAGAAUUUUAGUUACAUCCCAUUGGUGCAGGAAGAAGGAUCUGUCCUGGCAUCUCAUUUGCUCUGA
Molecule: messenger RNA, 1101 nt
Organism: Coffea arabica (coffee)
Lineage: Eukaryota; Viridiplantae; Streptophyta; Magnoliopsida; Gentianales; Rubiaceae
Product: tabersonine 16-hydroxylase 1
Molecular function (GO): iron ion binding; monooxygenase activity; oxidoreductase activity, acting on paired donors, with incorporation or reduction of molecular oxygen
Source: RefSeq, a predicted model, not a curated record